Messenger RNA from Rhodotorula toruloides NP11, 426 nucleotides. RefSeq lists its product as uncharacterized. Bases 1 to 426 code for a protein of 141 amino acids. The record is from RefSeq and is a predicted model, not a curated record. NCBI's taxonomy places the organism in Eukaryota, Fungi, Basidiomycota, Microbotryomycetes, Sporidiobolales, Sporidiobolaceae. The transcript is spliced from 3 exons.
AUGAGCUUCCAGACCGGAUCUACCAACACUGGCAAGGCCGCCUCGGCCUUCUCUGGCUCGACCCGCGAGUCGGGCAUCGACGGAAACACUUCUGGCGCUGCCGGCAGUCGCGGCGGUCCCGUCGAGGAGACCACCACGGCGCAGGAGAUGGGCAUCACGAUGGGAAAUGACGCUCGCAUCCGCACCUCUGAGCGCGAGUCGGACCACACUGAGCCCAAUGUUCUUCCCGGCGAGUCGAUAUCGACGGCGGGAGCAGGAGGAGACUACCGCCACCGCGAGGCUCAGUCGCACGAGAUGCGCGGCUUGAAGCAGCGUCUCGAGAACAACGAGGAGCGCAUGGACCGCGAGGCAGCAGGCUACGGUGAGCCCAUCAACCGCAACCGCCUGCCCGUCGACCGCUCGCACCCGACCUCGAGCAUCAACUAG